This is a messenger RNA of Penicillium samsonianum, 873 nucleotides long. Its product is annotated as class I SAM-dependent methyltransferase. The coding region runs from base 103 to 873 and encodes 256 amino acids. Lineage: Eukaryota; Fungi; Ascomycota; Eurotiomycetes; Eurotiales; Aspergillaceae. Gene Ontology annotation, molecular function: S-adenosylmethionine-dependent methyltransferase activity. The record is from RefSeq and is a predicted model, not a curated record. The transcript has 4 exons.
UUUUGCCCCUAUUCUACGAAAGUCUUGAUCGUCUCCUUCGCUUUUGUGGCCGCUCUCAAAAAAAGCUUCGACAUCAUUCAUUGCCGUCUCACGUAGACAAUCAUGUCCCCCAAACCUGGUCGCAUUUCUUCCAUUCUCCGUCUAUGGGGUAUGAUCUGGUUCUCUAUUUGCUUGCACUGGAAAGCUUUGACAGAAGCGGUUCGUCGAGAUGGCCUCGCAGCACUUAGCCGCCCGCGACAAAUUCGAGAUACCGCUUCAGCAAGCUUGCUUACUGGCAAUUUUAUUGCUUACGAAGACACAACCAUUGUUCCCUCGCUCGUACAAGCCGCUACCGGCGUUGUUCUCGAACUGGGCCCUGGGCCAGGCAAUCAGAUUCAUCGCUAUGAUACCUCUGUUGUCAAACACAUCUAUGGCAUUGAACCUAAUCCCCACUUCAAAGACGCUAUAGAUGCGAAGUUGGACAAGCAUGGCCUGCGGGAUAGGUAUAAGCUUAUAGUUUGUGGCGUUGAAGAUAGCGAUGUUCUAAGAGAAGAGGGAAUCACGGAGGGAAGCUUGGAUACUGUGUUAUGCAUCCAAGUUCUAUGUGCCGUAAACGACCCGAGGAACGUGAUGAAGGAGGUUUGGAAGUUGCUCAAGCCUGGGGGCAAGUUCAUAUUCUGGGAACAUGGAUGGAGUAGAGACCGUUUGACGACUGUAGCGCAAGCUUGCUGUAAUCCUGCAUGGAGCACAUUUGUCGGAUGCCAUUUGAACAGGAAUGUAUUGACGGACAUUCUCAACAGUGGAGAGUGGGAAAAUCCACAAGAGAUCGAAGAACCCGAAGAACCGUUUAGUUUGAUGCCUAGGAUUCAGGGUGUGCUUGUCAAGAAGGCUUAG